Molecule: messenger RNA, 1200 nt
Organism: Setaria italica (foxtail millet)
Lineage: Eukaryota; Viridiplantae; Streptophyta; Magnoliopsida; Poales; Poaceae
Product: 2-hydroxyisoflavanone dehydratase
Exons: 1
Coding region: 45-1025 (326 amino acids)
Molecular function (GO): hydrolase activity
Source: RefSeq, a predicted model, not a curated record
UCGCCUUCCCAGGCCACACCUCGAGUCCUCGACUCGAUCCACCCAUGGCAGGCUCCGGCGCCAUCGACGACGAGGUCGUCUUCGAGAUAGCGCAGUGCAUCCGCGUCUACAAGAGCGGCCGCGUGGAGCGCUACUUCGGCUCCGACCCCGUCCCGGCCUCCACGGACGCCGCCACGGGCGUCACCUCCAAGGACCGCGCCAUCUCCCCCGACGUCGCCGUCCGCCUCUACCUCCCUCCGGCAGCCAACCCGACCGAGGACGACGGUGGAAGCAUCAAGAAGCUCCCAAUCCUCGUCUACUUCCACGGCGGCGGCUUCUGCCUCCACACCGCGUUCAACUUCGUCUUCCACGCGUACCUCACCUCCCUCGCCGCGCGGACCCGCGCCAUCGUCGUCUCCGUCGAGUACCGCCUGGCGCCCGAGCACCCGCUCCCGGCCGCCUACGACGACUCCUGGCGGGCGCUGCGCUGGGUGGCCUCCCACGCCACCGGGUCCGGCGAGGAGCCCUGGCUCACCGACCACGGCGACUUCUCCCGCCUGUGCGUCGGCGGCGAGAGCGCUGGCGCCAACAUCGCGCACCACAUGGCGAUGCGCGCCGGCGCCGAACCCCUCCCCGACGGCGCCCGGAUCAACGGCGCCGUCGUGGUCCACCCUUACUUCCUGGGCGCCGUCAGGGUGGCGUCGGAGGAGACCGACCCCGCGAUGGCCCGAAGCGUGGUGACCAUGUGGCGCGUGGUGUGCCCGGGCUCCGCGGGCGUCGACGACCCCUGGAUCAACCCGCUGGCGGCCGCCGCGCCGGGGCUGCGGGGGCUCGCGUGCGGGCGCGUGCUCGUGUGUCUCGCGGAGAAGGACGUGGUCCGCGACCGCGGCCGCGCGUACGCCGAGGGGCUCGGGGCCAGCGGGUGGGCCGGGAAGGUGGAGGUGCUCGAGGUGGCCGGGCAGGGCCACUGCUUCCACCUCGUUGACUUCGCGUGCGCCGACGCCGUCAAGCAGGACGACGCCAUUGCCAGAUUUGUUAACCUGUAAAAUCCUCACGUGUGCUAUACAUUGCAUUUGCGCACAAUGUUUGUGUAUCCUCUAUGAUUUGCAGUGGAUUUGCCUGAAAACCUGCAGGCGAAUUCAUAUUGUUAUCGUUUGCUUAUACAGUUACGUUUUGGAAAUUUGAUUGUUGCUGAUACAUUGGGAGGAGAUUUUUCGAUCA